UAUAUUAUAAUUCGCUUAUAAUCCUCGGCCCCUCGUUCGGGAUCUCCACUUGACCGGAGCCACACGCCUCAUCGCCCUGCCGGACACAGAAAAACGGGUGAUAGUGCUCUUACCGUGAGUCCCUAUUUCUCUUCGUUGGCAAUCAUGAACACUUGCGCGGCUUUGCCGGGAUCCCUCGCGGUGGGAUUCGCUUUUCAUCCGUGCCCGGCGAUCACCGGAGUUGCAGGUCAUCAGAGGAGUUCUGGCCAUGCCGGAGUGCAUCCACUCUGCCCAAGGAACUCGAGAUUCGGCUCAGUGAUAUGCAUGGCACCAGAAGAGGAGAAGAUAACCCGCCGUUCGCCCCUUGAUUUCCCCAUCGAAUGGGAGAGACCAAAGCCUGGACGGAGACCAGAUAUAUUUCCAAAAUUCAGCCCAAUGAAGACUCCACUCCCCACUCCUUUGCCAGCUGAUCCUCCACAGGAAGAUGAGGAGGAAGAGGAAGAGGGUGAGAAGAAAGAGGAGGAAGAAGAAGAUCCAGAGAAGGAGGAUCCUGAAAAGCCUCAGAAAGAAAUUUAGGCUUUAGUAAAUGCUUAGAAUGGUGAUUAGUCUUGUGAGGCAGGUUGAAGUACUCAAGUUAGGUGGGAUUGUAUUUUUGAUGAGGCUCUUAAAUUUGAUUUUAUUAGUAUGAAUUUGUAAGGAAAAUCUUAUUUGUUAUAUAUAAAUAGCUUUGUUGCAAAGUUUGGAGAAGAGAU
Molecule: messenger RNA, 731 nt
Organism: Phalaenopsis equestris
Lineage: Eukaryota; Viridiplantae; Streptophyta; Magnoliopsida; Asparagales; Orchidaceae
Product: proline-, glutamic acid- and leucine-rich protein 1-like
Exons: 2
Coding region: 145-555 (136 amino acids)
Source: RefSeq, a predicted model, not a curated record